GAGCUUCAUCAAAAAACAUCUUCCAACAUGAGACAAGAAGAGGCCAAUCUAACCGGUGUUUAACUGUUCUACCUGCAAGCUGUUAACCUGGAAAUAAAUACUAUGUGGAGAUUAAACAAAGUCCGCCACAAAGCUGGUCGACCAGGAGACAGCGUGGAGGAGCUGAAGUUAAAGAGGCGAGAACACGAGAAAGCGCUGAGACAAGCCCGCAGAGACAGACAGCUUGUGAGUAAGAGACUCCUCCUGAAUGACGAUGAGGACCAGUCAGAGGUCACCAUGGACACCAACUCAGGAGAACAGGAUGUGGUCGCUGUUCUUCAGAAACUUCACCACAGCGGGCCGGAGAGGGACACCCACCUGAAAGCUUUGAGUAAAGCUCUGCGGGACCCGUCAGCACAGCUCACCUUCAUCAAGCAGGAGAAUAGUAUGCAUCUUCUGGUUGGUCUCCUCACCGGCUAUGAUGCUACGUGCCGUCUGCAGGCGGUUCGAUGCCUGCAUGAUUUACCAUACAAGGAAAAAAAUAGAAUUUGA
Messenger RNA from Notothenia coriiceps (black rockcod), 531 nucleotides. It is a transcript of the gene tmco6, whose product is annotated as transmembrane and coiled-coil domains 6. Bases 103 to 531 code for a protein of 142 amino acids. NCBI's taxonomy places the organism in Eukaryota, Metazoa, Chordata, Actinopteri, Perciformes, Nototheniidae. The record is from RefSeq and is a predicted model, not a curated record. The transcript has 4 exons.